Messenger RNA from Rotaria socialis, 1176 nucleotides. The record is from the annotation of a GenBank genome assembly. Lineage: Eukaryota; Metazoa; Rotifera; Eurotatoria; Philodinida; Philodinidae.
AUGACGCUGUUAAAUAUAGUUUGUAGUUUUCUGUUUACGCUCAUUGUGACUGUGACUCCCCAAAGCCGAUUUCCAUCACCACCGGUCGAGCUUCGUGGUUUAUGGUGCAUAUCAGAGCAGAAUAUAAGCCAGCAAACGUACACUCAACAGCUUGGUCAAGCCUUUUUCUAUAAUAACGAAACAUUUACCAUCAAUUUCUUGAUUGAUAUUCGCUUUACUUGGUUAAACCAUUUUCUCGCAAUCAACGAUACGGAUGGCAAGGGUAACUAUCAAGUAUUUACCGAUACAACUCAAGGUCCACCUCAAUUUAUCAAUGUGAGUUCAUGCUUCUGGAGACAACUUCUUCCUAAUGGAGAUCUCCUUUGGGGUCGACAAUCAAAUGGUACAUGUACGCCUACAUUUGAAAAUGAAACUGGUCCAAUCGCUACUCUCUACACUCGUAAUAAUCCGAACUGCCAAUUAUUCAAUGAUGAAGGUUCCUUCGAAAGCCUUACUGAUACAGCCUAUGAGUCAGAACUCUUGCGAUUUGAUCAAUUGUUGAUAAAAGAAAAACGAAAAACUGUUGUAUUCUUCGGCAGCUCGUCGUUUCGUUUAUGGCCGACACUUUCGAAAGAUUUUGCCGAUGUGCCUAUCGGAGUCAUUAAUCGUGGUUUUGGUGGCUCGUCUCUGAAAGAAUGCUGGCAACAGUUCAAACGAAUUGUUUUACCAUUGGAACCAACCGCAUUGAUUGUUUAUGCCGGUGAAAAUGAUGUUGCUGCUAAUGAGACUGCAUCGGCUGUUUUCUCGUAUUUCCAACAGUUCAUUCCAACUGUUCGACGUUUCUAUCCAUCGUUGCCCAUUGCCUACAUUUCGAUAAAGCCAAGUCCAAGUCGUGUAGGUAAACUUGCAAUCAUGAACGACACUAACAAUCGUAUUCGAGACAGUAUUAAAAGUUUGACCAAUGUCGAUUACAUUGACGUGUUUAGCCUGAUGCUUACAUCUGACAAUAAGCCACGUCCGGAACUAUUCGGUCCAGAUGAGUUGCAUAUGAACGCAGAAGGUUAUGCCAUUUGGACACCAUUAGUGAAAGACUUUUUGAAGAAAAACGGAAUAAUAUCAAACGCGGAUAGAAAUCAAUAUAGUUUUAUAUUGAUGACUCUUAUCGCUUUUGUAUGUCAUUUCAUUCUUUUUCAAUAA